Habropoda laboriosa is the source of this 1929-nucleotide messenger RNA. RefSeq names its product splicing factor 1-like (gene SF1). The record is from RefSeq and is a predicted model, not a curated record. The transcript has 9 exons. Gene Ontology annotation, molecular function: zinc ion binding; mRNA binding. Bases 130 to 1929 code for a protein of 599 amino acids. Gene Ontology annotation, biological process: regulation of mRNA splicing, via spliceosome. Gene Ontology annotation, cellular component: nucleus. NCBI's taxonomy places the organism in Eukaryota, Metazoa, Arthropoda, Insecta, Hymenoptera, Apidae.
UGUCCGUCAGUUGAACCUCGCCAUUUUCGUGGUGUGUAAACUUGUGUUGAUUUUGGGAGAAAAACAGUGGUGCGCUGGUGAGCGCACAGCAAUUCCGGCGUAUAAUACAUCCCCGACAAGUUCUACGCCAUGAAUCAGUCACGAAAUUUCACGUCGUUGUUGAAUCCGAGUUAUUUGCAAAACGCGCAACAAAAUGCUGCUGCAACUGCGAACGCGGCUGCCGCUGCAGCUGCAGCAGCUGCCGCGGUGAGUGCUGCGAUUGCAAAUGGAACGCAGAUUAACACCAAUUCCAAUUCCACGACAAAUAAUACGAGGAAACGCGAAGCGGAAAGUGAUGGUAAACAGGAAAAAGAAACGAAAGAGGAACGUAGGAAGAGGAGGAAAACUAGAUGGAGCGGUAGUGAACAUGACAAAACAUUUAUACCAGGCAUGCCUACGGUCCUACCUACAAACCUCACUCCUGAACAGGAGAAGGCUUACCUCUGUAAUCCACUUAACCCUGAGGAAAGAUCUCCAUCUCCAGAACCCAUAUACAGUAGUGAUGGUAAACGGUUGAAUACAAGAGAAUAUCGUACUAGACGUAAAUUGGAAGAAGAACGUCACAAUCUUAUUCAGAAGAUUCUCAAAAUCAAUCCAGAGUUUAAACCUCCACCAGAUUACAAACCUCCAAUAAUACGAGUUCACGAUAAAGUGAUGAUACCUCAAGAAGAACAUCCCGAUAUUAAUUUCGUUGGUCUUCUGAUUGGCCCACGUGGAAAUACAUUGAAAUCGAUGGAGAAAGAAACUGGAGCGAAGAUCAUAAUCCGUGGUAAAGGUUCUGUGAAAGAAGGAAAAGUUGGAAGGAAAGAUGGUCAACCUUUACCUGGUGAAGAUGAACCUUUGCAUGCGUAUAUUACCGCUAAUAAUUUGGAUGCUGUAAAGAAGGCUGUUGAAAGAAUUCACGAAAUUAUUCGACAAGGUGUGGAAGUACCUGAAGGACAAAAUGAUUUGCGACGUAAUCAGCUUAGAGAAUUGGCUUUAUUGAAUGGAACAUUGCGUGAAAAUGAUGGACCGCGUUGUACUAAUUGCGGAGCAUCCGAUCACAAAUCAUGGCUGUGCCCAGACAAACCCAACGUGACAAAUAACAUAGUGUGCUCCAGCUGUGGAGGAGCAGGUCAUAUUGCGCGUGAUUGUAGAUCCAAGAGACCCGGACAAGGUGGGCCUGCUGCCGCAGGAAUGGGAGGAAUGGGACCAGGUGGAGAUAAAGCUAAGAUAGACGAAGAAUACAUGUCCCUUAUGGCAGAAUUGGGCGAAGGUCCACCACCUGAUCGAUCUAAAACGGGACAACCACGUCAGCCAAAUCCAAAUCCUAAUUAUCCUGGUCUCUUUGAUAGGCAACAAGCGCCUCGUGCUUUGAUGGCGGCACCAGCACACCCACCGCCACAAAUGAUGCAAGGUGGCCCGAUGAUGCCUCCGCCAGGAAUGGCUCCACCACCAUGGAGUCAAGGAGAAGUAAAUAACAUGAACGGCAUGAACAUGCAAUGGCAACCUCCCGUUAGUAUGCCUCCUCCACCCGGUGUGAUGCAACCUCCUCCACCACCUCCUGGUUCCACGUCCCAACCAAAUAUUCCACCCUUAAUGCCUUGGAUGGCUGGAAACAAUCAGCCACCACCACCAGGGCAAAUGCCACCGACACAAAUUCCACCGCCUGGAAUGGGUAUUCCACCAUGGCAACAAGGACAACAAGGACCAAUGCGUCCACCACCACCUGGUACAGCUCCACCACCAGGAUUUCCGGGAUGGCAACCGCAACAAAUGGGCGGAUGGCCACCAGCAGCCCCUGUUCCUCCUCCUCCUCAGCAACAAACACCAGCUCCACCUGGCAUUGAUCUCAAUACUUUACCUACGUUACUGGCACAACCACCUCCACCACCCCCACCAACUAGUUAG